Ochlerotatus camptorhynchus is the source of this 1040-nucleotide messenger RNA. RefSeq lists its product as uncharacterized. The coding region runs from base 172 to 1011 and encodes 279 amino acids. Gene Ontology annotation, molecular function: inositol monophosphate 1-phosphatase activity. Gene Ontology annotation, biological process: inositol metabolic process; signal transduction; phosphatidylinositol phosphate biosynthetic process. The record is from RefSeq and is a predicted model, not a curated record. The transcript is spliced from 2 exons. NCBI's taxonomy places the organism in Eukaryota, Metazoa, Arthropoda, Insecta, Diptera, Culicidae.
CAGACCGUGGCUCACUCCGCAUCAAAUUCCAGCCCUAUUUUGUUUGCAGAAAUAUCACCUGAAAUCUUAUCUGUCGCACUCGGUUACGUCAAGUCAACUGCCACAGGUAGCUGCUACCAACUACUCAAUCAGACAGAGCACCAUCAGUUUUCAUUCAAGCAUCGAACGAAAAUGAACGAUCAGCAGAUUCAGGUAGCGUUCGACCUUGCCCUGGAACUAACCAAACAGUGCGGUCCUAUCGUACGGGAGGGUUUCCGGAACACGACGAAAUCGGUCGCCAACAAGGGAAGGCACUGGGAUUUGGUCACGCAGUACGAUCGACGCGUGGAAGAUGUCCUAAUCGAGGGACUGAAAAAACGGUUCCCAGACCAUCGGAUGCUCGGUGAGGAAUCUACCAGCGCUGCCAACAUUAAGGAGCCGCUGGACGAGAGACCAACGUGGAUCAUCGAUCCCAUUGAUGGAACGAUUAAUUUCGUCCGUGGUGUAAAAUUCAUCGCAAUUUCGGUGGCGUUGGUGGUGAGCGGAGAUCUGAAAAUUGCAAUCCUCUAUAACCCAUGCUUGGAGGAGAUGUAUACAGCGAUUGCCGGACAGGGAGCUUUCCUCAAUGGAGAACGGAUCCGAGUCAGCGGAAUAGAAGACCUUAAAAGCUCGCUGAUCGGACACGAAAUUUCCAUUGCCAGCUACGAGGCAGCUCGUCCGCACAUCUUCGGUCGCGGUCAGGAGCUCAUCAAGGAGUGCACCGGAUUGAGGGCUAUGGGAUCGGCUGCCUUAUCAUUAGCCUACAUCGCCAGUGGUAAUCUGGACGGCUACUGCAUCGAGUAUUUGAAACCGUGGGACAUUGCGGCAGGUGCACUCUUGAUAAGGGAAGCCGGGGGCGUUGUCAUCAACAUUAACGGAGGCCAGUACGAUAUUCUGAAACCGGACAUAAUUGCCGCUAGCAGUGAGAAAUUGGCUCAUCGUUUACUCGAAAUUGUUCGCCAGGUGAACGAAAACGUUAACGGACAGAAAUAAAGGAAUACCUACAAAUCUUUCAUUGUUAG